CUUCCGGUUUUGCGCAGGCAAGAUGGCGACGGGAGGUGGGGAAGAUCAGACGGGAGUGGAGGAUUGGGCUUUGCCUUCAGAAGUAGAAGUCUUAGAGUCUAUCUAUUUGGAUGAGCUUCAGGUGCUUAAAGGAAAGAGCAGAUCUGUCCCCUGGGAAAUCUCCAUCACCCUACACCCAGCAACUGCUGAGGACCAGGAUUCUCAGUAUGUCUGUUUCACCCUUGUAUUGUCUGUGCCUCUGCAGUAUCCAAAUGAAAUACCAAAGAUUGCUAUCCAGAAUCCUCGAGGGCUAUCAGAUGAACAGAUCCAAAAAAUUUCCCAGACACUGCAAUGUAUUGCUGAGGCCCAACUGGGUACACCUGUGCUAUAUGAACUAAUAGAGAAGGGAAAAGAAAUCCUCACAGACAACAACAUCCCUCAUGGGCAGUGCGUGAUUUGCCUGUAUGGCUUUCAGGAAAAUGAAGCUUUCACCAAAACCCCAUGUUACCACUACUUCCACUCACGUUGUCUUGCUAGUUAUACAGAACAUAUGGAAAAAGAAAUCAGUAUACAGAAGAAAGAAAGAAUACAGCAUUUGACAGCUGUGCCCAAAGAGGAUAUUGAAGUGCAGUGCCCUGUGUGCAGGGAGCCUCUAGUGUAUGACCUUGCCACACUGCAAGCAGCACCACUACCACAGCAGUCAAUGGUAUGGAAAAUUGGCAGGGGGACCUUUUGCACUGAAUCAUUACUCUCUAAAAGAUGGAACAAACAAGAGUCUUCUAGCCUAAAUCAUUUGUCAUAUAUCAAAUCAUUUAGGAAAUCUCAUACCUCUGAAUAAGGUUUGCUAAAUUAUUUCUAAACGGUGACAUCACUGGGGCUCUGAAGCCCAGUAGGGUGUGGGAGGUCAUGGAUGGAGAAACCAAAUGGCUAAACAUCUGCAACAUGUUCUCAUACUCAUAAUGUGUAACAAUUUUUAGCUAUGUACAUGUAGCCUAAUGCACAGUGCAAAAUCUAAAUCGUUGGUUCUCAAUGG
Python bivittatus (Burmese python) is the source of this 1012-nucleotide messenger RNA. The record is from RefSeq and is a predicted model, not a curated record. Lineage: Eukaryota; Metazoa; Chordata; Lepidosauria; Squamata; Pythonidae.